Cydia strobilella is the source of this 1619-nucleotide messenger RNA. RefSeq names its product cleavage and polyadenylation specificity factor subunit 5 (gene Cpsf5). The record is from RefSeq and is a predicted model, not a curated record. Gene Ontology annotation, molecular function: mRNA 3'-UTR AU-rich region binding. The transcript is spliced from 4 exons. NCBI's taxonomy places the organism in Eukaryota, Metazoa, Arthropoda, Insecta, Lepidoptera, Tortricidae. Gene Ontology annotation, cellular component: mRNA cleavage factor complex. Bases 182 to 862 code for a protein of 226 amino acids.
AUGGCUGCCGGUUGUUUGGUUUUGCACGCCAGCCACUGACGCUACAAUUUCCUAAUUUUACUAAGAAUACCGUUAGAUUUCUAGCGUCAUAUUUCAAUUAAUAUAUGCUGUAUUGUAUUUUCUAGUCAUACACAUUAGUAGUGUACCAUAAUUAAUUAUCGGUAGUGAUAAAAACCUUGAAAUGGCAGCAGUACAAGGUGCACCAGGAAACAAACCGUGGCCGGUCAGACCUGGCGUUCAGCAUCAGAACAGCCAGAAUAACAACAAUUUGACGCUAAACAGGACAAUAAACCUGUACCCGCUAACUAAUUAUACAUUUGGCACGAAGGAGCCAUUGUUUGAGAGGGACGCUUCUGUACCGGCAAGAUUUCAACGCAUGAGGGAGGAAUUUGUAAAGAUUGGCAUGAGAAGGUCAGUGGAAGGUGUGUUGUUAGUGCAUGAACAUGGUCUACCACAUGUGCUUCUGCUGCAGCUAGGGACUGCCUUCUUCAAGCUGCCUGGCGGAGAACUAAACCCUGGAGAGGAUGAAAUUGAGGGGUUGAAAAGACUACUGACAGAGACACUCGGCAGGCAAGAUGGCGUCAAACAGGAGUGGCUCAUUGAAGAUACCAUAGGGAACUGGUGGCGCCCUAACUUCGAGCCGCCGCAGUACCCCUACGUGCCUCCCCACAUCACCAAGCCUAAAGAGCACAAGCGGCUUUUCUUAGUCCAACUACAAGACCGGGCACUCUUCGCUGUACCCAAGAACUAUAAGCUGGUGGCCGCCCCGCUGUUCGAGCUGUAUGACAAUGCUCAGGGCUACGGGCCUAUUAUUUCAUCGCUGUCCCAGAGUUUGUGCAGAUUUAACUUUAUUUACAUGUAAAGUUGUGGUAAGAAUGACUAUUAGUUGGUGGUUUUAUAACUAAUAUGCAUAUUUUACACUAUUACCGUGUUAGAAAGACACUAGGGUGUAUUGCAGUGUUGGCCGAAACGUUAAUGCAAUUAACCAUUCUUCUUCUUCUUCUUGUGCCAUGUCCUCAUCGGACGUCGGCGACCAUCUCUCGGAACUUAUUCCUAUCCUGUGCCAAUCUGCUCAGGUUGGCAGCGUCGUUAAUAUGAGUCCAGCUUUUAAUAUUGUCCAUCCAGGCUAGCUUCCUUCUUCCUCUACCUCUUUUGCCCUCUACUUUGCCCUCUAUUAUUUUCUUUAGGAUUUGAUAUUUACCGUAAACAUCCGUUACGGUUUAAGUUCAAUUUGUACUGGUUAAUGGUUCUCUUCUCUCUCUUCUCAGCAUGUUUGUGUCCACUGCAGAAGAUAUGCCUCUUUCAUGGAUUUUCAAUGUGUUCUGAACGCCAAUGUGUUCUAAAUGGUUAAUGGUUAAUUGCAAUUAACGUUCGGCCAACACUGGUGUAUUGCAUGUUAUCGACAUGAACAUUCUGUAAUACUUUGCUGCGUUGUGGUCUGUUUCCAUAGUAAGCUUAAGCCUGGUGUGCUGCAUACAUUGAUAGAAAAAUAUUUAAGUAUGUAAAACACAUAAAUACCAUGAAACGGGGGUCAAAUAUAGAUUAUUUUCCGUAAACUCGAGAAAUAUUUUAUAAAAACCGGAUUCUAUUUCCAUUCAACGCUACCCGUUUUAAUUCGU